This is a messenger RNA of Orussus abietinus, 5589 nucleotides long. Its product is annotated as phosphoenolpyruvate carboxykinase [GTP]. Lineage: Eukaryota; Metazoa; Arthropoda; Insecta; Hymenoptera; Orussidae. The record is from RefSeq and is a predicted model, not a curated record. The transcript has 7 exons. Gene Ontology annotation, cellular component: cytosol. Bases 2825 to 5011 code for a protein of 728 amino acids. Gene Ontology annotation, biological process: cellular response to dexamethasone stimulus; cellular response to insulin stimulus; cellular response to glucose stimulus. Gene Ontology annotation, molecular function: GTP binding; phosphoenolpyruvate carboxykinase (GTP) activity; manganese ion binding.
GAGGUUUCACUUCACCUUAACAGUAGUUUCGCCUCCUACAUGCAGAGCUCCGAAAUUUAAUCCUAUCGAUGAUACGAUGCGCUAUCUAUUUCUGUUCGGCUAGGCCGAUUUUUUUAGUUCUUUGUCCAGCAUGCGUGAAUGUACUUUUGUCUUCCGUGGUUUGUCCUAUCGGCGAGUAGGUAGAUAAAAUGUGUCGAGUCCACCUGAUUCAGUCGGUACAAUGAUCGAGUGUUUCCGUCAUUGUAUCGAUGCUUAUUACGACAACUGGCCUGACUCAGAUCUCAUUACUGUGGGAGCCCUGGUCAACAAACGUUCAUUUGUUUGUAGCAAGAAUCUAGAGCUUCGAUCGAGUUCCCCUUAAUGGCGUUUCAUCAUUUCUCGAUCAGGAAUUAAUGAGCCAUCCAUGCAGUUUAUUUAUUAAAGCUUUAUACCGAUAGCCACAUUAUUCGCAUUCGUUGGAAAUCCCCGAUAAACUGCCGAAACGCAUCACGCCAUCUUAUGGAUGAAGCCGCAGAAAUGAUUAAUAUUCCUUAUGCAACUUUGAUUAGCGCUUUCCCCAAUUCCUAUGAAUGUAAUUAUAGUGAGACCUAUGUAUGCACAAUGCUUUGAAAUAAUGAAAGAAAUUAGUAAAUGAAAACGUUCAUUGACUGAUAUAGGGAGAGUAUGAAUUAAUAAAGGAGGUCUGUCUUUAUAUUGUCUUUAUUGUCUUUAUAGUAUUGUCUUUAUAAGUGCGUAGGUCGAUUUGGAAUCUUGUAAAUUAAGCGAGGCGCAAAAGUUUGCCUCGUGAAAGGAAUAAUUUCUGCAAAAUUAAUAAGCCUUCCGCUAAUUGCAUUAUCGUUCUUCAAGAAAUGUCGGAUUUAUCGGGCCCAGACAUUGGCUGGACUACGAACCUCAUUAUUUCCGACAUAUAGUCAAUGUGUAUGCUUCGUGUCAUUCACCAGUACAUAUGUUCUAGACACACUUAUCCUUUGUUUCAAUAUCGUGGAAAACGUCGGCGAAGUACUUGGAGCGAAGCUUAAGAUCGGACAAGGUGCCCGCGUUUUAUUGCACAUUUCUAACAAUUACAAUUAUAUUGAAAAUAUCCAGAAUGGAAUGACGAAGAGGAACGAAAUGGUGAUGAAACAUGUAUACAUGUUGGCCACCCCGCCUUUGGUACGUAUAAGACCAAAUGAUGAAGACGCAAAACGUAUCCGCGAUGAAAAUAUUAAUAUUGACUUUUAAGUGAGAUUACGUAAUUAAGUGGAGCAAUACUAAGAGGUUUCUCACAAAUGCAAUUUGUUGUAAAUGAUAAUUACCUCCUCGCGGGAGUCAAAAUUUGCCUGAAAUCCGUAUGCAAGAUGUUUCUGCGAUGAAAAUACCAAUGUUGACUUUUAAGUGAGAUUACGCAAUUAAGUGGAGCAAUACUAAGAGGUUUCUCACAAAUGCAAUUUAUUGUAAACGAUAAUUACCUCCUCGCAGGAAUCAGAAUUUACAUGAAAUCCGAACGCAAGAUGUAUCUGCGAUGAAAAUAGCAAUGCAGACUGGUAGGUGGAAUGAUGCAACUAAGUGAAGCAAUACUAAAAAUAUUACAAAAAUAUCGUUUAUUGUAAACGAUAAUUACCUCCUUGCGGAAACUACAAUUUUCCAGAAUUCCGUACGCAAAAUGUCCAAUUUGCGAUGAAAAUGCCAAUGUUGACUUUCAGGUGAAGUGAUGCAAUUAAGUGGAGCAACACUAAAAAGAUUAUAACGAAUGCAGUUUAUUGUAAACGAUAAUUACCUCCUCGCGGGAACCAGAAUUUGUCUGAAAUCCGUACUUCGGUGCGCGUUAAUGGUGGCUCUCCGGGGAGCACAACGCGGAUAGGAGCAUCAAGCCGGACGACGGAGCUGCGUUUUCGACGGGCGAUAAUGAGCUACAGGGGCCUCAAGUGGCACCGAGGCGAGUAAAUAAGCCACACGUGGAUCAGAUAGCGAGCGAGCUCUGAAAAAUAGAAAACGCAGAGGUGCCGACGCCAGUUUGGUAUAAAUCCCGACCGCGAGUGGGUCGAGCGCACGGCAGCCCGUGUCACAUUUCGCCGAUAAAUCGGUCCCUCUCCGUCCUCGUUUGACUUUAAUCCAAGCCAAAGAGCAGGGAGUAACGUUCCAAGGUGAACCCAAGAGGAAUCGGCGAGUCCCGAGAGAAAAAUAAGCCCGGAGAAGGAGUCCGUGUCGCCUACUGGUCCAGCAGGUGCAACCGGUUAGACGGUUCCGCCAGCCGAUCGCACCGCGCCUUCGCCAGUCGAUUUUGCCCAGAACCGCGGACGGCAUUGCCGUGGAAAAGUUGGGUCAUCCUCGAGGAGACAUAUCGAGGAACCCGUAGAUCCGUUCCAAGUGGGAGGGAACGAUCUCUUCGGGCGUUUUGAAAAAUAGAGAAACGCGCAAGUGCGCGGUCGACCCGCCAGCUCGCGCAGAGAGUCCCGCUCGACAAUAGCCCUCGACGGCUUCCAAGUGGAAUCGAAAUUUUCUAGCGACGGUGGGAGAAAGGUAACGCGAUCCAGGUGGGGUGGAACGAAGUCCGCGGGAUCGCGAGAGGAGAAAAAAAAAUAAUAAUAACCGAACGGCAGGAGGGCGCAGCUUGAACCGAUCCAGCAGGUGCAGCCGGUCCGGCGGUUUCAUCGACUGUGAUCGAAGUUCACCGUCGUCGACUUUGUUAUACCAAGAACGGGGGUCCACCCCCACUCGGACUCGACGGAAAUUGUUCCGCGGUCUCAGCCAAUCGGCUUUUUCGAAUUUCCGGGGGCUUGUCUUCUAGGAGGCUUCUCCUAAACGGUCUCCUUCAUAUAAAAGCCGGGGCCUUCAAGGAGAGAACAUGACGACCGCCAGGUGGCAGUUGGUGGCCAAUUUCCACGUUUCGGUGGGACAUUGUCCAAUCGCUAAGGAUCUUGCUUCCUCCCCGAGGAAAUUCUUCAAGGGAAGACAGUUCUCGACCAUAUCCGCGGCGGCCAUUAGAUGCGGAAAAUCGCAUUUCGUUCCUCUUGAAUCGAGGAUCUCCAGCACCGUCAGCUUUUCGGCUUUGACCCACCGAGGAUACUUGGGGAGGUUCAAGAUGCCGUCCUCGGUGGACAAACUUUAUACACAGGUGUCCAGCGUAAUGGUGAAUUACACUACGAAAAGUUCCGCUUCUUUGGAGAACGCUUAUGACAACGUUGCUGGGGUGCCCAUCAGCAACAAACCGAAGACCCCUUUGGCUCCAAAGGUCCGAGCUUACCUAGAAGAAUGCGUAACUUUGUGUCGCCCUGACGACAUUUACAUUUGCGACGGUAGUCCUGCUGAAAACCUGGAGAUGCUGCAACUGCUGAAAAAUAAUGGGACGAUUAAACCUCUGCCGAAGUACAAGAAUUGCUGGUUAGCAAAGACCAACCCUGCGGAUGUUGCUAGGGUCGAAAGCCGUACUUUCAUCAGCACCGAAAACAAGAACGAGACUAUUCCGACCCCUCAAGAGGGAGUCAAAGGUAUCCUUGGAAAUUGGAUCUCUCCUGGCGACAUGAACCUUGCGAUUCUGGAUCGGUUUCCUGGAUGCAUGAAAGGUCGAACGAUGUACGUAAUCCCGUUCAGCAUGGGCCCCGUGGGAUCUCCUCUGUCCAAAAUUGGAAUCGAAGUCACCGAUUCUGCUUAUGUAGUCUGCUCCAUGAUGAUCAUGACCAGAAUGGGUGCACGCAUCUUGGAAGCUCUAGGAAACGACGAUUUCGUAAAAUGCCUACAUUCCGUUGGUUUGCCGAAAAAGGACUCCACGGUCCAAGUCGAUUCUUCCUGGCCUUGUGAUCCCGAAAGGACCAUCAUCCUUCACAAACCGUCUACGAAUGAAAUCGUUUCUUAUGGCAGCGGAUACGGUGGCAAUUCCCUGCUGGGAAAGAAGUGCUUAGCUCUCAGAAUCGGCUCGACAAUCGCCAGAGACGAAGGCUGGCUUGCGGAACACAUGUUGAUUUUAGGUGUGACAAACCCAAAGGGAAAGAAGCGAUACAUUGCGGCAGCCUUUCCCAGCGCUUGCGGGAAAACAAAUCUCGCAAUGAUACAGCCGACUCUUCCGGGUUACAAAGUGGAAUGUGUCGGUGACGACAUUGCUUGGAUGAAAUUUGAUGGAGAAGGCAGACUUCGCGCCAUCAAUCCUGAAAACGGGUUCUUCGGAGUUGCUCCAGGUACUAGUAUGGCAACAAACCCGAACGCCAUGAAGACCAUCUUCAGUAACACACUGUUCACUAAUGUGGCUUCCACCAGCGACGGAGGAGUUUAUUGGGAAGGUCUAGAAAAAGAAGUGUCUGAAGACGUGGAGAUCGUUGACUGGUAUGGUAAUAAAUGGACUCAUCAGUCAACCAAGCCAGCUGCACACCCGAAUUCCAGAUUUUGCACCCCAGCCAAGCAAUGUCCAAUUAUUGACCCUCUAUGGGAAGCACCGGAAGGAGUACCAAUUGACGCCAUCCUUUUCGGCGGUCGUAGACCGGAAGGGGUUCCUUUGAUUUAUCAGGCAAGAAAUUGGCAACACGGUGUCUUCAUUGGAGCUAGUAUGAGGUCCGAGGCGACUGCAGCUGCGGAAUAUAAGGGUAAAGUUAUAAUGCACGACCCUUUCGCAAUGAGGCCGUUCUUCGGCUACAACUUCGGACAUUACUUGGACCAUUGGCUGAGCAUGUCACGAGUGAAGAAUGCCAAGUUGCCCGCUAUUUUCCACGUGAAUUGGUUCAGAAAAGGGUCCGAUGGGAAGUUCCUAUGGCCAGGAUUUGGCGAGAAUUCCCGAGUACUCGAUUGGGUUCUGCGGAGGAUAGAAGGAGAAGAUAUCGCCACGGAGACCCCAAUUGGACUGAUUCCAAAAUCCGGAUCCCUAAACCUGGAAGGCAUCGAGGAGAACUUAAACAUGGAAGAGCUGUUCAGGAUACCGAAAGACUUCUGGCAGAAGGAAACUAAGGACUUGAAGACCUUCUUUGACGCUCAAGUUGGAAAGGACCUUCCCACUGCCGUGGCUGUCGAGCUAGACAAUUUGGAGAAGAGAAUCGCCGAAAUGUAACAGACUGAGGCCAAUUAAUAUGGCUUAAUAUAAGGGGUAGGAGAAGACGACUAUCUUUUUCUAUUUGGUGAGAGAUUGUACGAAUUUGAGGGAGAGUUUAUAGUAUAAUAAGGAUGAAAACAAUGUCAUGGGUAAACUAAGAGAGUAUUUCGUAAAGCGCCCCACAGGUUUUCGAUUUUUUAUAUAAAUAUAAUUAUAUAAAAAUUACAAAAACGGUCGGUCGUUCACUAUAGUAUUGUUUUCAAGGCAACGUAUACAAAUUCAAACUCCGUUCAAUUGCUUUUGUGUGAUAGUUGAUACGACGUUGUGUAAAUAUGUACAUAGUAUUGCGUGAUCACAGAUUCGUUGUUGGAGGCUCGAUUGAAAGGGAAGUAUUUUAAACGACAUUAAAUUACUACUACAAGUAGAGUUUACGAAAGGAAGGUCGAGUCGACACUCUGUCCCAUUCUUAAAUGUAAAAGGUACAUAGGUAAAGGAAAGUACGCUGUCACUACUUUGUAUCGCCAGCACACAGUGCCAUGAUUUUUCGUAUUAUAGAGAUAUUUAUACAAUAAUAAAGACCGAUUACAGUUGCACCA